Gadus macrocephalus (Pacific cod) is the source of this 3457-nucleotide messenger RNA. It is a transcript of the gene clcn5b, whose product is annotated as chloride channel, voltage-sensitive 5b. The coding region runs from base 501 to 3023 and encodes 840 amino acids. Gene Ontology annotation, cellular component: early endosome; membrane; Golgi apparatus. NCBI's taxonomy places the organism in Eukaryota, Metazoa, Chordata, Actinopteri, Gadiformes, Gadidae. Gene Ontology annotation, biological process: chloride transport; transmembrane transport. The transcript is spliced from 16 exons. The record is from RefSeq and is a predicted model, not a curated record. Gene Ontology annotation, molecular function: voltage-gated chloride channel activity.
GUACACACACACACACACACACACACACACACACACACACACACACACACACACACACACACACACACACACACACACACACACACACACACACACACACACACACACACACACACACACCGCAGUUAAUCCACUCAGGCGAUGAGUAACUUUGUUUUGCGUGAACGGAGUUAGCUAGCGCCCUAAGCUAACCAGUUCCCCAGCUCCCCGUGCUGAUGCUGCUGCUGGUCUACAUGAUGUAGGGUUGCUAUGAAGCGGCAGGAAUCUGACCCAGUGCCCGUGAAAGAGACCUGGUCGACGUCAUUGGGCUUCUUAACCACCGGCCUUCCUAUUUCUGGCGGAAACAGUCGCUAGACUUCCUUAUUUGAGAAGAGAGACGAGCUGUCACUGCAGCGAGACACAGCGAGGGAUCUACGCGCCGCGACCCUGGGGGCGUUUUGGCUUGAUUUAUGUAGUUUGAGUUGUUUUGUAGUGGUGUUAAAUCAGCGUUUUGUUUCAACAUGUUUCGGUUCUGGAAGCGCGCAAAUUGGAAAUACACCAUAUUAGGAGGAGGCAAAAGGAUGGACAACGCCGGGUACAACACGGGCAGCUUCGACGGUCUCCAUCAGGUCAGCGACGACGAUGAUGAUGAUGAUGACGAGAUGGUGGACAUAGCUGGAGCUACGCUGGACUUCUCCAACACAGACGAUGAUCCUCCUCUGAACUCAGGGGGCUAUGAGGAGCACAGUCCGGGCAGGGGGAUGAACGGGGUGGGGGGCCCCACUGCCAUGAUGGACCCUCUGGAGGACCCCGUCCCCGGGGUGGGCACCUACGAGGACUUCAACACCAUCGACUGGGUCCGGGAAAAGAGCAAGGACCGGGACCGCCACAGAGAGAUCACCAGUAAGAGUAAGGAGUCGAUGGAAGCCCUGCUCCACAGGAUCAGCGAUGCCUUCUCGGGGUGGCUGCUGAUGCUGCUGGUGGGACUCAUGUCAGGCGCCCUGGCAGGAGGGAUCGACAUCUCGGCCCACUGGCUGACGGACAUGAAGGAGGGCGUGUGCCUGAACGGCUUCUGGUUCAACCACGAGCACUGCUGCUGGACCUCCAACGAGACCACCUUCCAGGAGCGCGACAAGUGCCCCCACUGGAAGAGCUGGGCGGAGCUCAUCGUGGGGACCGGUGAGGGAGGCUUUGCCUACGUGGUGAACUACAUGAUGUUCAUGUUCUGGGCGUUGCUCUUCUCCUUCCUGGCCGUCACCCUGGUCAAGUCCUUCGCCCCCUACGCCUGUGGCUCUGGAAUACCAGAGAUCAAGACCAUCCUGAGCGGCUUCAUCAUCCGCGGCUACCUGGGCAAGUGGACCCUGAUCGUGAAGACCAUCACCCUGGUGCUGGCCGUCUCCUCGGGCCUCAGCCUGGGCAAGGAGGGCCCGCUGGUGCACGUGGCCUGCUGCUGCGCCAACAUCCUCUGCCACCUGUUCACCAAGUACCGCAAGAACGAGGCCAAGAGGAGAGAGGUGCUGUCGGCGGCGGCGGCGGUGGGCGUGUCCGUGGCCUUCGGCGCGCCAAUAGGUGGAGUCCUCUUCAGCCUGGAGGAGGUGAGCUACUACUUCCCGCUGAAGACGCUGUGGCGCUCAUUCUUCGCGGCGCUGGUGGCGGCCUUCACGCUGCGCUCCAUCAACCCCUUCGGGAACAGCCGCCUGGUGCUGUUCUACGUGGAGUUCCACGCGCCCUGGCACCUGCUGGAGCUGGGGCCCUUCAUCCUGCUGGGCAUCUUCGGCGGCCUCUGGGGGGCGCUGUUCAUCAGGGCCAACAUCGCCUGGUGCCGGAGACGUAAGACCACCCUCCUGGGCCACUACCCCAUCGUGGAGGUGCUGGUGGUGGCCGGGGUGACGGCGCUGGUCUCCUUCCCCAACAGCUACACCCGCAUGAGUGGAGCGGAGCUCAUCAAGGAGCUCUUCAACGACUGCUCCCUGCUGGACUCCUCCCAGCUCUGUAGAUACAAGCAGGACACCAACACCACCGCGGGGACCAGUGUGGGCAACGGUCUGGCAGACCGCCCGGCGGACUCGGGUCUCUACACCGCCCUCUGGCAGCUCUCCCUCGCCCUGCUCUUCAAGAUGGGCAUCACCGUGGUCACCUUCGGCAUGAAGGUGCCCUCAGGUCUGUUCAUCCCCAGCAUGGCGGUGGGAGCCAUCGCCGGGCGGCUGCUGGGCGUGGGCAUGGAGCAGCUGGCCUACUACAACCACGACUGGGACAUCUUCCGGGGCUGGUGCACGCCCGGCGCCGACUGCAUCACGCCGGGCCUCUACGCCAUGGUGGGCGCCGCUGCCUGCCUCGGCGGUGUGACCCGUAUGACGGUGUCCCUGGUGGUCAUCAUGUUCGAGCUGACCGGGGGUCUUGAGUACAUCGUCCCCCUCAUGGCCGCCACCAUGACCAGCAAGUGGGUGGCGGACGCCUUUGGGCGCGAGGGCAUCUACGAGGCCCACAUCCGGCUCAACGGCUACCCCUUCCUGGAGCCCAAGGAGGAGUUUGAGCACAAGAGCCUGGCGGUGGACGUGAUGCGGCCCCGGAGGGCGGACCCCGCCCUGGCCGUGCUCACCCAGGAGGGCAUGACCGUGGAGGAGGCCGAGGCUCUGGUAGCCAGCACCCGCUACAGUGGGUUUCCCGUGGUGGUCUCCCAGGAGUCCCAGCAGCUGGUGGGCUUCGUCCUGCGCAGAGACCUCCUCAUCUCCAUCGACAACGCCCGUCAGCGGCAGGAGGGCGUGGUCUCCUCCUCCCAGGUGCUCUUCACAGAGCACCUCCCGGCGCAGGCGGCGGAGGCCCCGCCCCCGGUGCGUCUGCGCUCCCUCCUGGACCUGAGCCCCUUCACCGUGGCCGACCACACGCCCAUGGACAUCACCGUGGACAUCUUCCGCAAGCUGGGCCUCAGGCAGUGUCUGGUCACGCACAACGGGAGGUUGCUGGGCAUCAUCACUAAGAAAGACAUUCUGAAGCACAUGGCCCAGAUGGCCAACAGAGACCCCGACUCCAUCCUCUUCAACUGAUCUGCGCCUCCUGUUCCUCCUCCAUCAGCUCCUCAUCCUCCUCGUCCUCAAGGGUCUGAGCUGGGUGGUCUUUCUAAGGAGCCGGUUUCUAAGCGGACUCAAAGCAACAAAGAUAUGGACUUUCCACUUUGAAUUUUUUGACAAAUUGAUAAAAUGGACGCAGUCUUUAUCGCUUUUUUUGUGCUAGACGGGAAACUCCCCGAGCUAACCAGGAAGCUGUUUCUCAUUAGUGUGUGUGUGUGUGUGUGUGUGUGUGUGUGUGUGUGUGUGUGUGUGUGUGUGGGGACAGCAUGUGGUGUGCUGGUAAUCAUCUGGUCUCCACGACGACGUCAUGUUUGUUUCAUCUGCCGACCAGUGGGACACGAAGACUGUUUGGAUUACUUUCAGUGGUGAAAGAACGUUUGUCUCUAUAUAUAUAUGUGUUUGUCUCUUUU